Molecule: messenger RNA, 1847 nt
Organism: Petromyzon marinus (sea lamprey)
Lineage: Eukaryota; Metazoa; Chordata; Hyperoartia; Petromyzontiformes; Petromyzontidae
Product: tetratricopeptide repeat protein 1-like
Molecular function (GO): protein binding
Source: RefSeq, a predicted model, not a curated record
CUCCGCUUUGACAACGUGUUAAGAGGCAAACUGACGACGCAUGAUAUGACAAGGCGGUUUCCGAUCACGUGUCCUUUAUCCCGCUCCCUCAUUGGUUCCGCGGGGCAGAAGUCGGGGCGCAGCGCGGUGCAGAUGCGCGUCUCGGUGUUGUUUUGACCAAUGGAAGAGUACGAGUCGGACAUUCAAGAGGAGGCAUUUUACGACUGCUCUGCCUCAUUAAUGGAGGAAGAAAACGACUCGCGGGACGGCGCAGGCCGUGACAAGGUCUUGACUGAGAAGGCUGCGGUGGGGGUGGUACCCGGUGGUAACGAAGUUGAUGAGGUGGGAGCAGAGGAGGUGGGGGAGGGACCGGUGUUGCUGGACAGCUGCUUGGAUGAUGAUUCAAACCAUCGUGACAUAAUGGGCGCGACGGGGAGCGGAGGGAGUUUGGAAAAAGAGCUUUGUUCAGACAUGUUUGACAAGCGUGGGGAUGAAGAUGUGAUCAAGGAUGUGGAAAACAGUCAAGAGAGAAUGAAAGAAAAAUCAGAAGUGGUGGUGGAGCCAGAUGAAAGUGGAGAUCUGGGAGAAGAAUCUGAUGCAGAAUCUAUUUUGGAGGAAGAGCUGCGAUUGAGCGAUGAGGAAAAAGAGCGUCGCCGUGAUGAGGCCAUGAUGCUCAAGGAAAGUGGCAACCAGCUAUUCAAACAAGCAGAGUACCAACAGGCUGCAGAUACGUACACACGUGCGCUCAAAGUUUGCCUGCGUGCCUAUUCCAGCCACCGCGCCGUGCUCUACUCUAACCGUGCCGUCGCUCACCAAAAAAUGGGCAACACGGAAAAAGCCAUUCAAGACUGUACCAAAGCGGUGGGGCUCGACCCCGGGUAUGCACGAGCACGGGGUCGUCGAGCGGAGCUGUACGAGGCGAGCGACAAAUUGGACGAGGCAUUGGAGGAUUACCGAGCGCUCCUCGUGCUGGAACCCACCCACAGUGCUGCGAGGGAAGCCUGCGCGCGCUUACCAGAGCAAAUUCAUGUGAGGAAUGAGAAGAUGAAGGAGGAAAUGCUGGGCAAACUUAAGGACCUGGGAAAUCUGCUUCUGCGGCCAUUUGGUCUCUCCACUCAGAAUUUUCAAUUUCAGCAAGACCCAGACACCGGCUCCUAUUCCGUGAACUUUAAUCAGAACAAAAAUAGCUAGAAUAUUUAGCAGUAACAGCCAGCCAUGUAACGUUAGGCAUGGUACACAUGCAUUUACAAGCAAAAUACCAUUGAAGACGAGUUGUCUUGACGGGCAAUAGUGAGUUAAUGCUAUUUGCAUUUCUGAAUUAUUAAGCAGCUCUAAUUGUUACCUUUCCACAACCACUUGCAACAAGGCUCUGGAACCCAGUACCUUUUGUUCUAGAAUCAGCAGCAGCACAUGGCAUGUCCCAAAUAUUAAAGUCGUCACAAUUCAUAACGCUUUGUGGGAUGAGUCCCUCUGCUCCAACUGCCCCCUACCCAUCCCCGACAUGGCCAGGUCGUAGAGGCUUGGGAAGCCAUCUAAAUCAAUAUUUCCGUGGAUCGUUUUACCCAGGAUUAGUUCAAGCAAGCCUGGCUCUCCUGAUGAGACCGUAAAUGUCGGACCAUGUCCAGAGUUUUGCUUGUAUUGAACCAAUGGGAUGUGUAAAACGUACUUGUAUUUUUAUCUGUAGGGACAGAUAUUGGAUAGAGGUGAUUGUUUGCUUAUUUAUUGUUACAUUCUCCACAACAAUAUGAAUUACUUUGUGUUAACCCAGGGUUAAGUUCAACUAUCUGAAGCUAAAUAUAUUUUUUUGUAAUUUUAUUUGUUUUAAACAUGGCCCUGUGUGAAAUAAACAAGAUCUGCCAUUGACCAAG